AUGGGUUGGCGCCAAUAUAGCACACCUAUCCUCACCUUCACCUUGUUCACCAUCCUCAUCAUCCUUCCCUCCGAGGCCCAGCCGAAGCCGAAACCACAGCAACCGGGGCCUCAACCGCAGCAGCCGAAACCCCAACAACCGGGACCCCUGCCGCAGCAACCGAAACCCCAGCAACCGGGACCCUUACCACAGCAGCCGGCAGCCGUAUUGCAGCAGCCGGGGCCUCAGCAACCAGGUCCGCAGCAGGAUGAUGGCUUAACUCUAGGGUUUUACGCAAAGACUUGCCCCAAGGUUGAGAACAUUGUCGCUGAUACUGUGAAACGUGCUCAGCAGAAAGAUCCCAAGCUUCCUGCUGCCUUCAUCCGCCUCUUGUUCCAUGAUUGUUGGAUCAAGGGUUGUGAUGCCUCAAUCCUAUUGGAUUCCUCACUGAAUGGUAAGGGGGCUACAGAGAAAAUGAAUGAUGCCAAUGGUUUAACAAUAAGAGGUCUUGAGGUUAUUGAUGAGAUCAAGACCCAGCUCGAGAAGGAAUGCCCAAAAACUGUGACAUGCGCUGACAUAAUUGCAUUUGCUGCUCGGGAAGCCGUUAUACUUGCCGGCUUACCACGUUAUGAUGUCGUUGCCGGUCGCUAUGACAGUCCGUAUUCACGUGCACCUGAUGCCGAUAAUCUCCCUGUUCCUAAGGAUAAACUUGAUGACAUUAUACACGAGUUUGCUGUGAGAAAAUUAUCAUUAGAAGAUCUGGUUGUCUUGUCUGGUGCACACUCCAUCGGACGAUCACAAUGUACCAGAUUUUCAGAAAGACUAUACACGUUUAAGCCAGGUGUGCCCAGAGACCCUGACAUGGACCCAGCCUUUGCUGAUGAGCUAGCCAAAAAGUGCCCGGCACAGGUGCCUAAGGGGAAAGAAAUAGAAUUCAUGGUGGACUUUGAUCCCACAUCACCUCUGAAACUCGACGUUCAGUACUAUUUGAACCUGCAGAAAAAGAAGGGCUUGCUUGCAACGGAUCAGGUGCUGGCCACUGAUCCCCGCACCUCAGGGAUUGUGAACAAAAUGGCUGCUGAUCCUCAAGGUUGGGGAAAGAAGUUUAUCGAUGCCAUGGCCAGGUUGGGGAGAGUAAAUACUCUCAAAAAAGAUGAAGGACAGAUAAGGGUAAACUGUCGGGCGCCCAUUGGAUAA
Argentina anserina (silverweed cinquefoil) is the source of this 1176-nucleotide messenger RNA. Its product is annotated as peroxidase 66-like. Gene Ontology annotation, biological process: response to oxidative stress; hydrogen peroxide catabolic process. The record is from RefSeq and is a predicted model, not a curated record. Gene Ontology annotation, molecular function: heme binding; peroxidase activity. NCBI's taxonomy places the organism in Eukaryota, Viridiplantae, Streptophyta, Magnoliopsida, Rosales, Rosaceae. Bases 1 to 1176 code for a protein of 391 amino acids. The transcript has 2 exons.